UGAUGAUUCCUCCUCCUCCACCACCACCACCACCAAAAUAAAUUGAAAAAGAAGAUGCUUUUAGAAAGAAACUCUUAGAAAAAUUUGGUAAUUUCGAAGGGUCAACAACUGAUGAAAUUGAAAAAAAAUUAAAAAAAUCAGAAGACAUUGAUGAAACUUGUUUUAGUGAAGCUGAUGGAACUGGAGUUUUAGAAAACUAACCUCUAGAUACUUCAAAUUGUACACAAUGUGAAAGAUGUUAAAAAUGGAUAAAAAAUGAAUCAUAUUAACAUCAUUUAAUCUGCCAUUCUUCAAGGGUAAUACUAUAAUAUUAUUACUACUAAGAUUUUAGAUUGGUUGUAUUUGGGAGCGGCAAUUAAUUCAGAGAAUGAAAUUGAACUUGAUCUAAGGACGAAUGUUACAUAUAUAUUGAAUGCUGCUGCAGAAUGCUAAAAUUUUUAUCCUUAAAAAUAUUAAUAUCUAAAAUUACAUUUAAUGGACACUAUUGGUGAAAAUAUUUUAGUUCAUUUUAAUGAAGCUUAUGAGUUUUUAGGUAAUAAUUUAAAAGUAAUAAAAAGAAAAAUGCAGAAAGGAAGGUAAAUGUGCCUUAGUGCAUUGUUAAUUGGGUAAAUCUAGAAGUGCUACUAUUGUGAUUAUGUAUUUGAUGAAACAUCUUGGUAUGAACUUAAGAGAAGCAUUUAAAUUUACUAAAGAAAAACGUUAUAUUGUCAAUCCUAAUAUUGGAUUUAUUAGAUAAUUACUCUAGUUUGAUGAGCAAUUAUAUGGAAAGAAAUCAAUCACAGCUCAUGAAAUCAAUCCUUUAUGCAGUGUAGAGUUUGAUUGAU
Paramecium pentaurelia is the source of this 824-nucleotide messenger RNA. The record is from the annotation of a GenBank genome assembly. Lineage: Eukaryota; Ciliophora; Oligohymenophorea; Peniculida; Parameciidae.